CUCCAAGUAAAUGAUAACAGAAUUUUCAUUUUUGGGUGAAAUUUCCCUUCAAGACUAAAAGAUGUCUUUAAAAUUAAGAUACUAAUACUGAUGCACUCGAGCUGUAAGUUGGCAACAUAACAAUACUUUGGCAAAAAUGCAUACUCAAUGGAUUGUUUUUGUGUUGUUAUGUGCUUUACAGUAAUGUAAACAUGGCCGGACAAAGGGAAUCUCUCAAAACCAACAAUGUGGAACCUUAGACGUCAGUCUUCGAACGAGAUAAAAAGGUAUUUAGCAAGAGAUCAGGCCGCUCUUAUAGAUCAGCGAGCUAAAAUUAGACCUGGUCCAUGAGGUUUAAAUGCUGCCAACACUUUCACCGUUUGUUGUUGUUAUAUCUGCAACGGUUUACAGUCGAAGCUUAGGACCCCGUUCGAUUAGCAUAAUGUCAGGAAAAUGAAAAGCCAUUGGUGACAACUAACUGGAUUAAGGACUCUUGAAUGAGGAGCUGCCCGGAGUGUAACCAACGGUGAUGUGAGAAGGAUUUCCCUUUGUCGGUUCUUUGCCUGUGCUUUCCUGGCCUUCCAGCUAAUCCUCAGCUAUUCUCACCAACGACCUUGGGCUCAUGCUAAUCUGACUGUAGAGAGAGAGAGAGAGAGGGAGAGGGAGAAAGUCUACCUACCUUUAAACCUUCAGAGCCUAAUUCUGCUCAUGUUAUGGGGACUUUGGAUGAAGAACAGCGUCUGUCUGAUGCUUGCGGUUGCUCGGGUAUGAACGGCGUCGUGUGCAGCAGUCAUGCUCUGUGAGGAGUCUUCAGCUGGGCUCAAGGCUGCUCUGGAUUCUCUGGAUACUGAGACCUCCACAGAUCCUGUGCAGGAAGUCAUUCAUAGCAGCACGUAUGUGUCCUCUGUGAUCCCUGCACAUGUGGGCAUCAGUCUGAACAGCGAGGAGCCGUUCUGUCGUAUCUGUCAUGAAGGCAGCAGUGCGGGCGAUCUGUUAUCCCCCUGUGAGUGUGCCGGGUCCCUGGCCAUGGUGCACCGUGUUUGUUUGGAGCACUGGCUCACGGCCUCCGGCACCAGCCACUGUGAGCUCUGCCACUUCGAGUUCUCUCUGGAGAGACUUCCUAAACCACUCACUGAGUGGUUCACUACACCGUCCAUGCAGCACCAGAGGCGGACACUGUGUGGGGACGCGAUCUGUUUCCUGCUCAUCACACCAUUAGCCAGUCUGUCAGGAUGGCUGUGUGUGCAGGGAGCCAUGGAUCUAUACUACAGCAACAGCAUGGAGGCCAUCGGACUCAUAGUUCUCACACUGACACUCUUCACUAUUUACCUCUUCUGGACUGUUGUAUCCCUCCGUUACCACGUUCACCUUUUCAGGACGUGGAAUGCGACGAAUCCCAGCGUCCGGCUGCAGAUUCCCUGCCCUGUGAAGACACAGCAGAAACAAAAACACCUAACGAUGCACUUCUUGUGCAAAAACCAUAAAAAGGAGACCAUGGUGUAAUGCCGGCGACAGCAUCAGGAAUAACAAAAAGCUCAACGGUUAUUUCAGACACCCUGAUUUCAUGAUGUCAUGAUUUUGUGUGAAGCCCACACUCAGAUUUGGAAUUGAAGAGAUGCCCUAAUUUGGAGUGAUACCAUCAUUUUGAGAGCGAUUUGGAGUGAUGCCAUUCUGAUUUGAAGUGGUGUUUUUACUUGUGUUCACUUGAGUUUCUAAAUAACGGAAAACUCUGAAGAAGAAACUUUUCAGUCAUGAAAUUUCAACGAAACAUUGGAAAAGCACAUCAAACUACUGGAAAGGAACAUGCCUUCAUAAUUAUUGCAGAGAACAAUGGUGUUGAGAUGAUAGCGAUUGAACUAUUUAUACCCACAGGUUUUACUUUACAAGAUUGUUUCAUAAUUAUUCAGAAGAAUAUAUAUAUAGGUAAAUAGGUAAGACAAUCAUACUGAUAUGCAGAUCAUUUCAUUACUGUUUUUUCAUAAUUCAUUACCGGAAUUAUAUAGAAAAACCCAAAUUUGCUUUAAAAACUUGUACCAUUGUGUGUGCAAAUGUCACAUCAGAAUAUCCAACCUGAUCUCAUGAUAAAAUAUAGACUAUUGGUCAAAGGUUUGUGGUCAGUAAGAUUUUUUUUUUUCAUGAAUUAAUACUUUUAUUCACAGAGGGUGCAUUAAAUCUAUCAAAAGUGACCGUGAAGACAUGUAAUAUGUUGUAAAAAAUUUCUGUUUCAAAUAAAUGCUUUUCCUUUUUA
Molecule: messenger RNA, 2227 nt
Organism: Pimephales promelas (fathead minnow)
Lineage: Eukaryota; Metazoa; Chordata; Actinopteri; Cypriniformes; Leuciscidae
Gene: marchf3
Product: membrane associated ring-CH-type finger 3
Biological process (GO): protein ubiquitination
Molecular function (GO): ubiquitin-protein transferase activity; zinc ion binding
Source: RefSeq, a predicted model, not a curated record